AGAGGCGCUCACCGCCUAUCCGAGACUAAACAGACAGCAGAAGCUGUAGAAGAAGAAUGAACUACGGCAAGUAGGAGACUAACAGACCAACGUGUUUAGAAAACCUGUGAUGAGAUCUGGAUGGUAAGGGGAACUCGAAGCUGACUCAGUUUGGACAGAGAGGUUCGUGUCCUCCAGGUGACUCCUCUGAGGUUACAAUGUCCUCAUCCAACACCAAGUUCUCUGCAGUCACAGGAAGUGCUCGGAAGAUCAAAGACAAUGCAGCUGACUGGCACAACCUGAUGGUCAGGUGGGACAAGCUGAACAACGAUGGAUUCCAAUUCGCAACAAACAUCGUCAACAUGAAGAAUUCACAGAAAGAGCAUCAGCCUGUGGAUGACUUCUCUUCAGCUACAGUAUCUCAGUCAUUUCCUCCAGCUGUGCAGCAGCAGACAGCUGGAGCAGCAGAACUGCAAGACGAAUGCUCCAAACUGCAGACUGUUGUUGACCAAAUGGUCGUUAUAGUGGCAAAGAUGGAGCACCUGACAGCCAUUCAGCAAGGAGUCCAGGAUCUAGAGGAGUUCCAGUUUGGUCCUGAAGGAAGAACGUUACCCCUCUGCCACAGCUGGAGGACCAAAGAGUUUGAGGAGUCCUCUCGGGUCCUGUUGGCCGCCUUCAGGCAGGAGCUGAAGUUGAAGCAGACGGUUGUGCAGGAACUUGCCCACACCACCCUCCCUGACCUGCACAUGGUCUACCUGUCCUGUUGGCUCCACCAGCCAUUCCUCCCUGCCCAGACCAGAUUAACGCUGGAAGCACUGCUGCUGGAGACCGGCCAUCGGCCACUGUGACAUCGUCUGUUACCUCCACCAUCGGGGUCCUCCGUGUACAUUAAUGUGUUGGUCAAUGGAAUUGGUUCACUUCAAUACUAGACACCUGUUCUUUUUGUAAAUAUGUAAAUGAAAACUGCUAAAUUGCUGCAAUGAAAUAAACUUUAACUUUCUAUUUUAGGCUGUAAUUUGUUGUGCAAUAAAAGUUCCACCAUAAAUCCCUUUUUAUUUGUUUCACAUAAUUGUAACACAGAUGACUCUGAGUUUGUCCGAUACCAUUCUAAAGUGACAUGGUCAGUUUCUCCAUAUUGUAAAUGUAAAGCAUUAUUUUAACCCAAUCAUCUUCCUUAGGCACUAUUCCACUUCACCACCUCCUGGUAAUUGGCUUUUUGCUGGCCACCAGCAUGAUCCUCAACAUUUUGUAGUCUGUUUUUCCUACUUACAUAGUUUCAAAAGUGUUUUCAAUAAAUUGUUGUGGCCUGUUUUUUUAUCUCGCCUCAGUAUUGUUUUAAAAAUGGACAUCCGUCCUUUCUGCUCCACAUAGUCUUCAAUAUUUUGUAUCGGCAAAUGUUUUUUGUGCUGGUGUUGCAAAGAAUUUUUAUUAUAUUCUUCCAUGCGCUCUCCAAAACAUGGAAUUAAUGGUU
Fundulus heteroclitus (mummichog) is the source of this 1450-nucleotide messenger RNA. RefSeq names its product cyclin-dependent kinase 2 interacting protein. The coding region runs from base 198 to 827 and encodes 209 amino acids. The transcript is spliced from 6 exons. Lineage: Eukaryota; Metazoa; Chordata; Actinopteri; Cyprinodontiformes; Fundulidae. The record is from RefSeq and is a predicted model, not a curated record.